Syngnathus acus (greater pipefish) is the source of this 1815-nucleotide messenger RNA. RefSeq names its product guanine nucleotide-binding protein G(olf) subunit alpha-like. The transcript is spliced from 12 exons. The coding region runs from base 521 to 1657 and encodes 378 amino acids. Gene Ontology annotation, molecular function: G protein-coupled receptor binding; G-protein beta/gamma-subunit complex binding; GTPase activity. The record is from RefSeq and is a predicted model, not a curated record. Gene Ontology annotation, biological process: adenylate cyclase-modulating G protein-coupled receptor signaling pathway. Gene Ontology annotation, cellular component: heterotrimeric G-protein complex. NCBI's taxonomy places the organism in Eukaryota, Metazoa, Chordata, Actinopteri, Syngnathiformes, Syngnathidae.
GUUGUUUCAUCUGCUGCCAUGCCUCGUGUACUGGCCGCCAUCAAACAACCCAAGAUCUUGCCAAUAAAGAACCAACUGUUACUCCACAUCUUUGUUUUCCUUGGUCAACAACGGACAUCUCAAACAACACGCGACAAAAGUCAAACUCGUAACCAAAGCGAGCAAAACUUUACACAAAGUUAGCUGCUCCGGGUUUCCAGGUUUUGGUUGCCACCGUUUUCCUUUUCUUGAAGGCUGUUCACAUUGAAUUAGGUAAAGCUAAAGAUGACGUGGGUGAAGGCGGCGCGGUUGUCAAGCAAAGCCUGUCAUGGUGGAAGCAAACAGGGAAUCCCCAAAGACGAGGCGGGCUGGCGUCAUGAGGCGAAGGCGGCGCAGGUGAGUCUGCUGAGAUUCUCUCUUUAGAGCAACGAGAUACCGACACCUUCCGGCUGAAGGAUCCGACUGCGGAUGGACGGACGCACUCGGAGGAGCCCUUGAGCCUGCAGACAAAACAGCUCGGUCAGACGGCAUCGGCUAAGACAUGGGCUGCUUGGGAGGGAAGACGGACGAAGAGCGACUGGAUGAGAAAGUCAAGCGACAAGCCAACAAAAAGAUCGAGAGACAACUGCAGAAAGAACGCCAAGCUUAUAAAGCCACGCACAGACUCCUACUGCUCGGAGCAGGCGAGUCCGGUAAGAGCACCAUCGUCAAGCAGAUGAGGAUCCUCCACGUUGAUGGUUUCAAUGCUGAAGAGAAGCAGCAGAAGAUUCAAGACAUCAGGAAGAAUGUCAAGGAUGCCAUCGUGACCAUCGUGUCAGCCAUGAGCAUGUUGACUCCGCCCAUGCCUCUGGGUGACCCUGGCAACCAGUUCCGAGUCGACUACAUCAAGAGCAUCGCACCGCUGUCUGACUUUGAAUACACAGAGGAGUUUUUUGAGCACGCUCAUAAGCUUUGGAAGGACGAGGGCGUCCAGGCGUGCUAUGAACGUGCCAACGAGUACCAGCUGAUUGACUGCGCUCAGUACUUCCUGGACCGUUUGGACUGUGUGAGAAGGGCCGACUACACCCCGACUGACCAGGAUUUGUUGCGAUGCCGAGUUCUGACGUCGGGGAUUUUCGAAACCAGGUUUCAAGUGGACAAGGUCAACUUUCACAUGUUUGAUGUGGGAGGGCAGAGGGACGAACGCCGCAAGUGGAUUCAGUGUUUCAACGACGUGACGGCUAUUAUCUUCGUGGCCGCAAGCAGCAGCUACAACAUGGUGAUCCGAGAAGACAACUCCACCAAUCGUCUCCAAGAAUCUCUGGACCUCUUCAAAUCCAUUUGGACCAACAGGUUUUUUAAGACCAUCUCGGUCAUCUUGUUCCUCAACAAGCAAGAUGUGCUGGCUGACAAAAUAUUGGCAGGCAAAUCCAAACUGGAGGAUUAUUUCCCAGAGUACUCCAAGUACACACUUCCUGCUGAUGCCGUUCCAGAUUCGGGUGAAGACGUCAGGGUGAGCAGAGCCAAAUUCUUCAUCAGAGAUGAGUUUCUGAUAAUCAGCACGGCCAGCGGCGACGGCAAGCAUUAUUGCUACCCGCACUUCACCUGCGCGGUGGACACGGAAAACAUCCGUCGCGUCUUCAACGACUGCCGGGACAUCAUCCAGCGCAUGCACCUGCGGCAGUAUGAGCUCCUCUGAUGGAUUGCUGGCCUCUCACUAGCCCCGCCCACUCCCUGAACGUAGCUAGUGCUUCUCGGCCCGUGUGGAAAAUGGCCCCCUUUUGCUUGCCAGUCGGCUUUGUCUAGCGCCUGCUUGCACGGACGGGACGGGAUGCCACACGCAGCAGCAGGCUCCAC